Diaporthe batatas is the source of this 1746-nucleotide messenger RNA. RefSeq lists its product as uncharacterized. Gene Ontology annotation, molecular function: arylsulfatase activity; N-acetylglucosamine-6-sulfatase activity; glycosaminoglycan binding. The record is from RefSeq and is a predicted model, not a curated record. Gene Ontology annotation, biological process: phenol-containing compound metabolic process. The transcript is spliced from 6 exons. The coding region runs from base 1 to 1746 and encodes 581 amino acids. NCBI's taxonomy places the organism in Eukaryota, Fungi, Ascomycota, Sordariomycetes, Diaporthales, Diaporthaceae.
AUGUAUGUCCGAGCUGUCCUUUCCGCGUUUGCCCAGAUACUGUAUAUCGUCGUCGCCGUGGCCGCGCUGGAUCCGAAUGUCAUCUUCAUUCUAACCGAUGACCAGGACGCUCGACUGGCCAGUCUGGAUUACAUGCCUUACGUCCAAAAGCGGCUUGUACAGAAGGGCACCUCGUUUAAUCACCACUACAGCACGGUUGCUCUCUGUUGUCCCUCGAGGGUCUCACUGUGGACUGGAAAAGCUGCGCACAACCACAACGUUACGGAUGUGGUUGAACCAUACGGCGGAUAUCCAAAAUUCAUCAAACAGGGCCUCAAUAGCAAUUGGUUGCCUGUCUGGCUGAAAGCCGCCGGGUACAAUAAUUACUAUGUCGGGAAGCUUUUCAACUCUCACACGAUUGCCAAUUACUUUCUUCCCUUUCCAGCCGGGUUCAAGGGCACUGAAUUUCUACUGGAUCCCUACCAAUAUUCGUAUUGGAAGCCAGGGUUUCAAAGAAACCUCGACAUCCCGAAGAUCUAUGACGGUGAAUACUCGACGGAUCUGGUCGCGGAAAAAACUCUCGGGUUCUUGGCCGAUGGUGUGAAAGAUGGUCGACCAUUCUUUCUUACUGCUGCACCAAUCGCCCCUCAUGUGACCGUCAAUGUCACUAUCGACGUCCUGUCAUUCUCCUACACCCUAAGUAAUGGACCACCUAUGCCCGCCGAAAGACAUAAGGGGCUCUUCGCAGAUUCCAAAGUGCCGAGAACUGAUAACUUCAACCCUUCUGUGUCAUCCGGUGCUAGCUGGGUUGCCCAAUUACCCCAGCUCAACGAGACCGAAGUGGAACGAAAUGACGAAUACUAUCGCGAGCGGCUUCGAGCUCUUCAGGCCGUCGACGAAAUGGUAGAACUGAUUUUUCAAAAGCUCGAGCAGUACACUAUCACGGACAAUACCUACGUCUUCUUCUCCUCAGACAAUGGUUAUCACAUUGGACAACAUCGCUUACAGCCGGGCAAGAAGUGCGGUUACGAAGAAGACAUCAACGUGCCAUUAAUAGUCAGAGGUCCCGGUAUCCCAGAGGGCGAGACUGUUGACACCCCAACUUCACAUCUUGACCUUGCACCCACGUUCCUUGAGCUCCUUGGCAUUCCUCUGCGAGAUGAUUUCGACGGUUCUCCUAUACCUCUUCCUGUCCUUCAAAGCUCUUCCACUACUGCAGAAGAGCCAAGGGAGCAUGUGCAAGUGGAAUUCUGGGGAACAGAUAACCCGAACGAGUGGAAUGCUUAUGCGAAUGAUUCGGGUUUCAACAACACGUAUAAAUCCAUUCGUGUAAUCGGCGAUGGUUAUAAUGUGUACUACUCUGUCUGGUGUACUAACGAGCAUGAGCUCUAUGACAUGGAUGUCGACCCGGGGCAACUGAACAACCUGUUAGCUUCAGAUGCAAACAGUAGUAGCAUAAUAAAUCACCCGGUGGCUGAUGUCGCUAAGCGUCUAGAUGCUCUGCUACUGGUCUUGAAAUCAUGCCAAGGGGAGAGUUGUCGCCGACCGUGGACAACGCUUAUACCAGAUGGUUCCAUCGCUACACUUACAGAAGCCCUGUCGACCUCUCACGAUGCGGUUUUUCAGAGCUUCCCGGAGGUCUCAUUCUCUGCAUGCGUCGGCGGACAUGUGGUUGCUUUUGAGGGAGCGCAGUUCGAGAACCCCUCUCAGAGGCGCCAGUUGCCUACGACAGAUGGAUCAGAUCCUGACUGGGCAUUAAUGACCUGA